Molecule: messenger RNA, 1158 nt
Organism: Mesocestoides corti
Lineage: Eukaryota; Metazoa; Platyhelminthes; Cestoda; Cyclophyllidea; Mesocestoididae
Source: the annotation of a GenBank genome assembly
AUGGAUUACACAUUAGCAACAUAUAAAUCUCCGCAAUAUGAAGAUCUUGCCUUCCAAAUUCUUCGUGACAGAUUGGUAGACACUGGCUACCCACAGGAACUAAAACAGUUUAAAUACGAGCCAUCAUUCCCUGUCCGUACUAAUUUUCUUAUUGUCACCUUUCAAUGCAUGUACUCAAAUAAGCUUAGAGAAAAAGCCAAUGAAAUGUACCCGAAUAUGUUCCUUAAGUUUGAUAAGGAUCGAAUACACGUCAUGUCAACACUGUUUGAUCUUCCGGAACUUUAUCUGCUGGCCUGCAUAAUUCAUUUUAUGCAUGACAAUGAUGAUUAUGUCAAGGAGUCAAGAGGCGUUAUGUAUCAGUCUCUUUAUAUAUCAUACAAGUCAAUUUUGCAGGACGUGGAGGAAGCUAUGAAAUGGAUGCACGAAGUGAGUGGCAAAAUGGUUUUAUUGAUGCACUUUAAUAGCCAAAAUCUCUAUAAAUAUUACGUACCUUUGCGUCGUUUUUGGGAUGCCGCAGUUGAUCUCUCCAUUGCACAAGCUAAACGGAUCCUUCUUCUACAGGGGAAUGUUCGCCAUUGGACAACCUAUUUCGACUACAUUGUUGUCGAUGCCAAAAAACCGGUAUUUUUUCAAGAAGGAACUCUUAUGCGCGCAGUUGACGUGGUGAGUAAGGAAGGCAAUCUCAUCCGCGCCAAAGGCAAGGACGUGCUGUACAUCGGUGACCACAUCUUUGGCGACAUCCUCAAGUCGAAGCGACAAGUUGGCUGGAAGACCUUCCUUGUGGUGCCGGAGCUGCUCAAUGAGAUUUACGUCUGGAAGAAGAAGAACGCCCUCUUCGACCGUCUCACAGAACUUGACAAUGAGGUCAAAAUCGCAAGUGAAAUGAACGAAUCCUAUGGACUUCUAGGAAGUCUUUUCCGCCACGGAUCUCGUUUGACAACAUUCUCGUCGCAAACCAUGCAAUUUGCCGAUAUCUAUUCACACAGUUGCUUCAAUCUGAUCUAUUACCCGCUCUGCUAUAUGUUUCGGGCGCAUCCGAUGUUGAUGCCGCACGAGUCGACAGUUCCGCACGCAGAAACUGCUCUUGAAUCCUUCAAGGACUUGGAGGAUGUGCCUUGCGGUCUGCGAAGAAGAACGAAAACAGGUAGACCUCGGUAA